This is a messenger RNA of Trifolium pratense (red clover), 770 nucleotides long. Its product is annotated as sufE-like protein 2, chloroplastic. NCBI's taxonomy places the organism in Eukaryota, Viridiplantae, Streptophyta, Magnoliopsida, Fabales, Fabaceae. The record is from RefSeq and is a predicted model, not a curated record. The coding region runs from base 128 to 715 and encodes 195 amino acids. The transcript has a single exon.
CCCACCCACCCAUCCAUCUCAUUCCUUUCCUCUCCCUCCUUUCUCUUCCAUUUCCCUUCUCCUUCUUUCUCUCCCAAAAAAAUAAUCAUCAUUAUUAUUAAUAAUAUUAAUUAUUAAAAAAAAUAAAAUGUUAUUUUCAAUCCCAACAACAACGGCGAGCACCUUAUUAACCCUUCCUUCUCCUUCUUCUCAUUUCUCAUCCAAACUUAACGCCGCCGUUACUCCCAAACAAAUCCAACUCAAACUCUCCGUUAACCCCCCCUUAACGGCAUCAUCAUCAUCAUCAUCAUCAUCUCGCGGCGUCACGGACAAGCUCAACAAUCUCGCCUCCGAAUUCGCCUCGCUAACCGAACCCAUCGAUAGAGUAAAAAGGCUAUUACACUACGCAUCUCUCUUACCUCCGUUAGACCAGUCCGACAAGGUUCAUGAGAACCGGGUAUCGGGCUGUUCAACUGAGGUUUGGAUGGUGGCCCACAUAGAUGAAGGUAGGAAAAUGAGAUUUAAAGCGGACAGUGAUUCGGAAAUAUCGAAAGGUUUUUGUUGGUGUCUUGUUUGGAUGUUUGACGGCGCGGAACCUGAGGAAGUUCUUACGGUGGAGAGAGAUGAUUUGGUUGGUAUGAAUGUAGGGUUGAAUAAUGUUAAAGCACGUUCUAGGAUUAACACGUGGCAUAAUGUUUUUUUUGCCAUGCAAAAAGCUACUCAAGAUUUGAUUUGAUCAUUUAGCGUGUGUUUGGUUCUGCGGCGGAGAGAAUUGAUUUUGGCAGAAUUGA